AUGAAUGCGUUAAUAUUUCUGAGUUGCCAGUGGAGUACUCGGGCAAAAGCUUUCUUUACAUGUAAAAAGCAAAGUGAUAUCAAGUUUGCCCAAGUUAUCAAAAUUAUUCCUGCACUGCAUAAAGGGAAAGGUGAAUUAUGUGACCUACAUCACAGGGACGGAGAAAUUUCAUUUUUUUACCAAAAGAAAAAAUACGUGUGGGAUUUUGAUAAAAAGAUGUUUAACAAAUUACGUUAUCCCGCCGAUCAGAAUCCUGUUGUUUCAAUUUUUCAGAAUGCUAAAGGUCUCGAGACUGUAAAUGAAAUUAAAUCAGUUCAAGAAACAUAUGGGUUUAACAGAUUCGAUAUUCCGGUACCAACAUUUCGAGAAUUGUUCAAGGAACACGCGGUUGCUCCUUUCUUUGUUUUCCAAUUAUUUUGUGUUGGUCUCUGGAUUAUGGAUGAAUAUUGGUAUUACUCAUUAUUUACGCUAUUCAUGCUUGUAGUGUUUGAAUCAACUAGAUUGAAGACACUAGCCGAAUUUCGAUCAAUGUCAUUCAAACCUUUUCAAAUUCAUGUAAGGAGAAAAGGUCGUUGGGUGACCGUUAAUUCGGACGAGUUACUGCCUGGUGAUCUGGUUUCUAUAGUACGUUCUAAGGAAGAUAAUGGUGUUCCUUGUGAUAUGGUUCUUGUGAAUGGUACUUGUAUAGUUGAUGAGGCCAUGUUAACUGGAGAAUCAACACCAUCAUUGAAGGAAUCAAUACAUCUUCGUGACGGCAACGAUGUGAUUGACACUAGCGGCAUUGUAAACAAAUAUAGUCAAUUAUUUGGUGGUACAAAAGUUCUUCAAAUUACCCCUCCUUCUAAAGAAGAGACGACGUUAUCUCCUCCGGAUAAUGGAUGUAUUGCUUAUGUUAUCCGUACUGGAUUCGGAACUGUGCAGGGUAAACUCGUGCGUACAAUGGUUUACAGCACGGGACAUGUAUCUGCAAACAAUCUUGAAUCCUUCUUCUUUAUUAUAUUUUUGUUGAUCUUCGCUAUUUCCGCAGCUGGAUAUGUUUGGGUUAAGGGUGUCGAAAAUGAUCGCAAGAGAUCAAAGUUAUUACUUGAUUGUAUUUUAAUUAUAACAUCAGUCGUUCCACCAGAAUUGCCCAUGGAACUUUCCUUAGCCGUUAACACCUCUCUGGUUGCAUUAUCUAAGUUUGCUAUUUAUUGCACUGAACCAUUUAGAAUUCCUUAUGCUGGAAAAGUUGAUGUGUGCGCGUUCGACAAAACUGGUACCUUAACAAGAGCUAAUCUUGUGGUCGAAGGCGUUGCUGGUAUCCACCCCGAGGAUUCUAAGAAACUGAAAGUAACAUUAGAAGCGUUGGAAUGGAAGCUUGAUAAAAAUAAACGUGACACUGUAAUUCCACAAUCCCAAAGAUUUCAAUCGAGAUCGCAAUUGCAAAUACAUCGUCGAUUCCUAUUUUCUUCUGCUCUCAAACGUAUGUCCAGUGUAUCUACAGUGACUACGCCUCGAGGGAAAAAAACAUUUAUUGCUGUUAAAGGUGCUCCCGAAACUCUUCGUCAGAUGUACCUUUAUGUACCUGAUGAUUAUGAGGAAACCUUCAAGUUUUUCACUCGACGUGGGAGUCGUGUGUUGGCUCUUGGCUAUAAGUAUUUGGAGGAUAACAUGACUAUUGACAAGAUUAAUGGUCUUCUACGUGAAGAUGUCGAAAGCGAACUUAAUUUCGCAGGAUUCCUCGUUUUUCAUUGUCCACUGAAGGACGAUGCUGUUUCCACUCUUCAAAUGCUAAACGAAUCAUCACAUCGAGUUAUAAUGAUUACCGGUGACAAUCCUUUAACUGCUUGUCAUGUGGCUCGUGAGGUGAAAAUUAUCGAAAGAGACGUUUUGAUAUUGGAUAUUCAAGAAGACGCAAAAAAACUUGUUUGGAAGUCGGUUGAUGAGAAAAUCAUGAUACCUGUAAAUCCCAUCGAACCAAUUGAACGAUCUGUAUUCCGCGAUUAUGAUAUUUGCGUAACAGGUGCUGCAUUGUCCCAGUAUGAAAACAAACCAUCCGUUAGAGAGUUGUUGAGAAAUACAUGGGUAUAUGCUCGCGUGUCACCUGGGCAGAAGGAAUUUAUAUUAACUGAACUUAAAAAAGCUGGGUACACAACAUUGAUGGUCGGUGAUGGUACAAAUGAUGUGGGUGCUUUAAAACAGGCUCAUGUAGGUGUUGCCUUGCUUAACGGCACGCCAGAAGAUCUUAAAAAAAUCGCCGAACGUCGACCGAGACAUGCACCACGGGUUGAUCAAAUUGCCGAACAAUUACUACAAGACUUUGAUGAUGAACCUCCAAGCAUUAAAUUUGGAGAUGCAUCUGUUGCUUCUCAUUUUACUUCGAAACUUUCAAACGUUUCUGCCAUCGCAAAUAUUAUACGUCAAGGUCGAUGUACACUUGUCGCAACUAUACAGAUGUACAAAAUUUUGGCCCUGAAUUGCUUAAUUUCGGCCUAUAGUCUUAGUGUAUUAUAUUUAGAUGGAAUUAAAUAUGGUGAUGCUCAAGCAACCAUUUCUGGAAUGUUACUUGCCGUUUGUUUUCUUUGUAUUUCUAAGGCUAAGCCCUUGGAGAAACUUAGCAAACGACGACCACAAACCAAUAUCUUUAAUUUCUAUAUAAUCUUUUCCAUAUUGGGCCAAUUUGCAAUUCAUAUUGCUUCAUUAAUUUAUAUAGUCGAUUUAGUAUUUAAACACGAGGAAAAGAAACCUGUUGAUUUAGAAGGCGAAUUCGAACCAAGUUUAUUAAACACGGCAGUAUAUUUGAUAUCGUUGUCUAUGCAAGUUUCAACAUUUGCCAUCAAUUUUCAGGGACAUCCUUUCAGAGAGAGUCUGAGAGAGAACAAAGCACUUUUUUAUGGUUUAGUUUCAGUUGCAGGAAUUGCUUUUGCUGGAGCCUUGGAAAUAGUUCCCGAAAUAAAUAGUCUUUUACAACUGGUUCCUCUUUCGAAUGAAUUUAAAUUUAAACUUGUGAAUACUAUGAUAAUUGAUUAUUGCGUUGCGUGGUUGAUUGAAUUAGUUUGCGAAUAUUUAUUUGCAAAUAAUAAGCCCAAGGAUAUUGCUCAAAGAGAUAAAAAAAAUUAG
Molecule: messenger RNA, 3099 nt
Organism: Funneliformis mosseae
Lineage: Eukaryota; Fungi; Glomeromycota; Glomeromycetes; Glomerales; Glomeraceae
Source: the annotation of a GenBank genome assembly